UUGCGCUACCAUGGGUGCGCAAUGUGCACGUGGCUGCCGCUGCGAUUGCGAGCGUCAAUGCACGCGUUUCAUCUCCUUCGUCUUCGGCACGGCCUUCCUUGCUGCAGGUGCAUGGCUCUCGUUCCCAUUCAUGUGGUCCAACCCCUAUUUGGCGGAUCGGCAACUGACAUGUAGUGAGGUCUCAUGGGCAUCUUCCUUUCCCGCCAUCACCGCGAGUUUGUCGUUGUGCUGGUGCUUGGUUUUUUACGGAGCCAGUGAGUCCCCAGUGCCGGCAGCCAUUGCCGGCAGCUGCUUGGCGGUCACGUGCCUGUUCUUCGGUGCCAUUGCCCUGUUGAUCCUCAAUGGAAACUGCGAAGGUGAGGACCAGGAAUACGUGUUGUCCAUCGCUUUGAUGGUUGUGGUGCCCCUGGCGGUGCCAUUUUGUUGCGGUUUCUGUUCGAUGCUCAGCGCGUGCCUCGACAGUUGCGCCCGGGCCAGCGAUGGCGAUGGCGGCACCGGCACAACGGCACGGCCAAGCCGGCGUCGGGUGCCACGGGUGCGCCGGGCGCAGCGGAUGCUGCGAGAGGCCCUGAUUUUGGGCGAUAGCAACGUGGCAGACUUGCUGUUGGACUACAAAGAGCGUCGUUGUCAUUUGCUGUGGCGAAUGUAUCGAUGUGUUUUCAUGACCUUUAUGCGCUGCCAGUUGCGCUGUUCUUGCUGCGCAGGCGUGCCGGAAGACGACCUGCCGAAAUCGCCCGCAUCGCCAGCAUCAGCAGGACAUGCCACCCCCACGUCACGUGUGUCGGUGAGCAGAGCGUCGCUAUUUUUCAGUUAUGAUGAUGAUGAAGCAGGCGAGAUGGCCAUACACUACCUUUGUCGUGGAGAACGCUUCACAAGUGAAGGCGGUACCACGGGCCCAUCUGCUGCGGCCCAGCGAUGUUUGAGCUGGGGCGGACAGAAGCGAACGCUGCCGGAACUCACAGAUGAGCGCCGUGCACGACUUCUACGUGAGCUGGUGAACAGUGGACGACUACCUUUGGGGCAGUUGUACGCUGUGAAUGCCUUCGCACAAACACCUUUGCAUUGUGCUGCGAGUUCCGGAUCCAGUGCAGUUGUGCAGGAGCUCUUGAUCUUUCUGGCCCCAACAGCUCCUGUCGGCGCCCAUGACCUUGAAGACCACGCUCGAGGAGAGAUGCUCAUGGCCGAAGAUGUCAAUGGCGACUCCCCCUGCGAGGCAGCGUUGAGGAAUGGACAAGUGACUUCUGCGAGCAUAUUGGCUGGUGAGUAUGGUCACUGGCAGGGUUUGCUGAAACUCCCCCAGCAGCGUCAAGCGCUGCGGGAAUGCCUCUCUGGAGCAUUGGGUCAAAUGAGCCCGGAACCGCCGCGAGCGGGACAGCAGAAAGCCAAGCUGCUGAUUCAUGAAGAUGCCAAUCAGUUGCUGUCACACUUGGAUCAACAGAUUCGACAACUUCAGAGUCUCUGUGGUCUGAUCUUCGCCAGCGGAAGCGCGCAGCUUGUACCGCGCAAUGCGGCCGAAGCCUUGCUACGGAGCCACGAAUUUGAUGUGCAGGCUGCAGCCGUUGCCUUUCGCAAAUCUCCCAGAGACGCAUUGGAUGCGGCCGGGUUGAAAGGUUUGGACCUUCGCCUGGCCGAUGCCGCAUCGCCCUCAACGAUUCGCUUGGACGAUGCGAACGAUGGCGGAACGAUAAAUGGCCAGCUCCAGGAAGUAGCGCCUUCCCUUUGUAUCGUUUGCUUCGAUGAAGUGGACUUGGCUGAGUCUGCGUGUAAACUCUUUCUCUGCAAACAUGUGGUCUGUGACAACUGUAUGUCCAUGCACAUCAAGGUCCGCCUCGAUGAAGGCGAUGUGACCGGCAUUGCUUGUCCUGAGCCAAACUGUCGCUUACCCAUCAGCGAAGACAUGUUGAAACGCAUCUUUGGUGCUGAAAGUGCUGAGCAAGCCAAAUAUGAACAGCUCAAGACAUUGAAAUUCGUCGAUAUGAGCAAAAAUAUGGCCUGGUGUCCAUCGCCUGGCUGUGGCCGGGUGGUGUCGUACCCCAAUCAGGAACGGAGCGAGAAAAGCAGCACGGCCACCACCGUGGUCUGCACCUGUGGUUGCACCUUUUGCUUCGCCUGUAAGCACCUCACAGGACACGAACCAGCUCCCUGCCAAGCUUUCGCAGACUUUCUGAAAGAUUUGGCGGUGGUUCGGCGGCAGAUGCAAGACGAGACGAACAAGUGGCUGGCCAAAAACUCAAAGACGUGCACAUGUGGUGCAAUCAUCCAAAGAAGCGGUGGCUGCAACCACAUGAUUUGUAGUGUGUGCGGUCGACACUUCUGUUACAUGUGCGGCCAAGACUGGGCUCCCCAUCGCGGUCAACCUGGAGGCUUUGAUUACUAUCAAUGCCGCUUACCGACAUCAGAAGGAAACAUGACAGAAGGCAGCCCGAAGGCUCCCCAGGGAGCCAACAGAGAUGGCAAGUUGUGGAAGCUGCAACGUGAAGCGAUGCCAGGCUGGACAGCCAGCGAGCGCCAGCCCGAACGCUUGAAACUCCUUUUCAGGGCCUUGCUAUCUCUGGCCGAGGAGUUCAACCUGGGAAUCAGCAUCGAAGAGCCACGUGGAGACGGCGAUUCCUCUUUCCUGUCGGCCAUUUCCCAAGAGUCGAGAGGUGGUCGCCAAUCAGCAUGGGAAGCGCUGUUGGCUUGCAUCAAGGCCCGGCGAUGUCUACAGAACUGCUACGUCCUGAAAUACCACUGGGCACCAGAACAAUGGCGCCGCAGUCGCUUGAGGAAUUGGGUGCCCGAGUUAGAAGGCAUAGCUACUUGGCCUGGACUGGGCGACACAAUGUUGAGGCUUCAUCAGCAUCAUAGUAAUAUAUAUAUAUUAAUAUAUAGGAAUAUGUAG
Cladocopium goreaui is the source of this 2881-nucleotide messenger RNA. NCBI's taxonomy places the organism in Eukaryota, Dinophyceae, Suessiales, Symbiodiniaceae. The record is from the annotation of a GenBank genome assembly.